Molecule: messenger RNA, 2171 nt
Organism: Hordeum vulgare subsp. vulgare (domesticated barley)
Lineage: Eukaryota; Viridiplantae; Streptophyta; Magnoliopsida; Poales; Poaceae
Product: BTB/POZ domain-containing protein POB1-like
Exons: 10
Coding region: 1-1899 (632 amino acids)
Biological process (GO): response to red light
Cellular component (GO): nucleus
Molecular function (GO): protein binding
Source: RefSeq, a predicted model, not a curated record
AUGUUUGCGGGAAGGCCCUUAUAUAGCCGUUGGAUCCUCAUUUUUGCCCCCCUCCAUCGCAACCAAACCACUCUCCACCGCAAUUCCUUCGCGCUGCGCAAUCGCCGCCGAUCCGCCCUCCGCCCUCCACCGCCGCCGCGGAUCCGCCCUCCGCCGCCGACGCCCCUUGGCUGCAAGUACCUCCGCCGCUCCCCGUCCCCAUCCGCUCCGCUCCGCUCUCCCGGCGCUACCUCCGUUCCCGCCAUCAUGGCGCCCGUGUCGCGGCGCCCCUGUUUCCGGUUUGCGUUCGAUUCAGCUCUGUUCUCUGACAAGACACUCCGCCUGGAAGUGGUUUCUGCCGAUCCGGAUCUUCCAGUCUCGCGUAAGCGCCCCCGAGCUCGAGAUGAUGUCACUUCACCAGACACUGUAAAGAAGAGGCAAGAAGCAUAUGAAAGAAGGGAUGAGUCCAGUUUGGAGGAAAGUGAUGAGCCAGUUGGCUAUACAAGCAAAGGGCCUGCAGGGGUCAUUGUCAUUGGCAAUACAAACCCAGUGAAACCAAAUAAUAUCGAGGCCAAUGAUACGGAUGAUGAUAGGUUAGCUGAUUUCUCCAGGCAUGCAAGAAAGGCUUAUGUGAGGCUUCAAGAGGAAGGAAAGAUAGAUAAUGCUGGCAAAGGCUUAGAUAAUGUGCAGAAAACACCAGUCCCUCAGGUGCAACAUAUCCGAGUAUCCGCAAUGCUCCUUGCUUCUGAAAGUCAGUUUUUCCAUAAGCUUUUUACAAAUGGAAUGAAGGAGUCUAAUCAGAACGUAAUUGAACUACAAGUGUCGGAAGCAGAGUUGGAGCCGGUGCUGGAAAUAAUCAAGUUUAUUUAUAAUGGAGAAUUUAGCAAAUUGGACCCGAAGAGUUUGCUUGCAACUCUACUUGCUGCUGAUAAGUAUGAAGUUACAACAGCUAUCAGUGAGUGCGGAGAAUUAUUAUUGAAUUCGGAGAUGACACUUGGGACUGCUCGUAUGUACCUGGAUUUUACAACUACAAAUUCAGUACUGUCAGAAGCCUUGGGACCGCUGAAGUCUGCAGCUGGUGACUUCGUAGCUCUCAAAUUCAAGGAUGUUGUCCAGCAUGAAAAUGAGUUACUCCAAAUGCCCCUCUCUGUCAUCAGAUGUGUGUUCCUGAGUAGCGAGCUGAUUGUUCCUUCAGAAUAUCACGUUUACAACUUUUUGCUUAAGUGGGCCUCAGAGAACUACCCUGACCCGAGUCACAGCAGGGAUGUCUUCUGCAAUGAGUUGAUACAUCUUGUCAGGUUUAUGCAUGUGUCACUGGAUGGAUUAAGACAGUUUUUUGAGUGCCCUCUCAUGGCUGACGACAGAAAGCGAGUGAUGACCAUAAUUAUGAACGCACUUCUCUUCAAGGAUGACAACACAUGUUCCCGAGUUUGCAACUGGAAUUAUGACCCUAGGGUGUAUCUGACCAAGCCAGUGAAAGUUUCAAUUCUUCACCCAUAUGCAGAAGCCAUAGCUUACAUGGACUUGACCUUAGAUGACUGCUACCGCAUAAGUAAACCAGGGAAUACCAGCCGCAUCAAUUCAGAAGUCUUCACCUUCUAUGGACAUACGUUCUUCAUGAGAGUUGUUUGCAGGAUGGAUCCAGCUUCCAGCGCGCCCAUGGCACUCGGUUUGUUUCUUGGUACCAAUCAUCUGAGACAGACACCAGUUAAUCUGAAUGUUAACUUUGCUGUGAGGCAGCGGCCUUCUGGAGAUUUUUUCAAUAAGCUCAGAUUCAACCGGGGUUUUACAAAUGGCAACACCUACGGAAUGGCGGACCUGUUCUCGUGCCCGUGGGCGCAGCUAGUUGGCGACGGGAGCAUGUAUGUUAUAGAUGGCAGAAUCCACAUAAGAGUCAAAGUAAAGACUGGGGCUGGCUAGCUAAUGCAGGUUAGGUAGUCAGAAUGAUGUUAUCCAAGUUCUUUUUGAUUGAAAAAAAAAACUGUACAGUACAUUGAUUCUAUGUUGUUACCUCUUUUUGUACCUUGUCAGUUUCUUAGUUUCAGUUGUGCGGCUGAAUCAAUAAUUGGUUGUUCCCCGCAAACAUGUAAACACAGUUUUUGUUUUGUACCUUGUCAGUUUCUUAGUUUCAGUUGUGCGGUUGAAUCAGUAAUUGGUUGUUCCCCGCAGAAAUGUAAACACAAUUUUUGUUU